CCCCCGGCGACGCGUAAAGACCGCAGCCUGCGCGAGUUCCUGGAUAUGAUGGAGGAGUACGCGCCUAUUAUCCCCGACGCAGUAACCGACUACUACCUCUCGCUCGCCGGUCUCCAGACCUCGGACGUGCGCCUGAAGCGCCUUCUCGCGCUGGCCACGCAAAAGUUCAUAGCCGACAUCGCGGCAGACGCCUACCAGUACUCGCGGAUCCGGCAGAACUCUUCGAACGUCAACAACGCGCCGGGGGCCUCCGCGGCGGGGGCUGCGGGCGCGGCGGCAGCAAGCGCGGCCGGAGGCCCGCUGAGGCCCACGGCGAGGCCGGGCUUUGGAGGUGGUGGUGGCAGUGGUGGCACCGCAGGGAGGACGGUACUCACUAUGGAGGAUCUUGGAAGCGCAGUCGGCGAGUAUGGCGUUAAUACUAGACGGCCGGAAUUUUAUAGGUAG
This is a messenger RNA of Tricharina praecox, 444 nucleotides long. RefSeq names its product transcription initiation factor TFIID 23-30kDa subunit-domain-containing protein. Gene Ontology annotation, cellular component: SAGA complex; transcription factor TFIID complex; nucleus. Gene Ontology annotation, biological process: transcription initiation at RNA polymerase II promoter. The transcript has 2 exons. The annotation marks the transcript as partial. NCBI's taxonomy places the organism in Eukaryota, Fungi, Ascomycota, Pezizomycetes, Pezizales, Pyronemataceae. The record is from RefSeq and is a predicted model, not a curated record. Gene Ontology annotation, molecular function: RNA polymerase II general transcription initiation factor activity; promoter-specific chromatin binding.